CUUCCAUUUUUAUUGUAUUACAUUUAAGUUACAUCCUGUUACAUCCCUCUCAUGUGAAUAUUUCACAAUUCACUGAUAUGUGAGGCUUAACUACUCUUUCACCAGAGUUUUCAUAUAGUCCUUGAUGCCCCUCCCAACCAGUGGCCUCACCCACUAGGAUGGUUUAUUUAUUAAAGACUAGGAACAGAUAAGAGUGCAGCGUUUAUACUUAUUGACAAGCAGAGCACCAACCAAGGAAAACCAACAAGUCACCAAUUCCGUCUCCGACUGGCUGGAAUCUAGGAGAGAAUUCAGACAUGGAUAAACAGCCUCCAUCAGAUCCGGACUACAAUACUGGUUACAAUCCACCUCCAGGCUACCCCAACCAGACUGGCUACCCUCAGGGCCAGCCUUGUGAAGCGUCAUAUCAGGGUCAGUCUCAGGGUCCAUACCCUGGUCAACCCAUUGUGACUGUGCAGCCUACAUUCCAUGUGGCCACCGGUCCCCUGGCUCAGCCCUUGCCUGACUACCUGGGCUUCUCCAUCUUCACCAUGCUGUGCUGCUGCUUACCACUGGGCAUUGCUGCUCUCGUCUUCUCAAUAAAAACUCGAGAUGCCAACAUGUCUGGCAACAGACCUCUGGCUGAGAGUAAUUCACGGACAGCGCGCAUCUUGAACAACACAGCGCUGGGGAUUGGAAUCGUCAUCACUAUCGUGUACAUCGUGCUAAUCGUCAUAAUCAACAUAUUAUACUAAACCACCGUACAACAUCAUCACCAUGCACCACCAUCUGCACUGGAACUAAAGCCAGUUAGAGAUGAAGGGUGUUUUUGAAGACCAUACAAAUAGUUUAUUUGUUUAUUUUGCACAUGCAUUUGUUUAUUACACAGAUAUUUAUACAUAAAUCAUUGGUUUAAAGUAACUACACAUGAUGCAGCUCUCCUUAUAGGCUUUGUAGAAAUGUAUUACUUUGUAAUUCAGAUCAAGCAGGUGAUUUGAAUGCAUCCACAAAAAGUAACGUUUCUUUCCUGUGUCCUUAUGUCAUUUCUGAAUUGAACCCAGUUGGAUCAAAAUAAAUUUCCAACAUGCAGUGACUUACAGUUCAUAUUUAGAGCUGAAGCUGAUGUCAA
This is a messenger RNA of Colossoma macropomum (tambaqui), 1108 nucleotides long. Its product is annotated as interferon-induced transmembrane protein 1-like. NCBI's taxonomy places the organism in Eukaryota, Metazoa, Chordata, Actinopteri, Characiformes, Serrasalmidae. The transcript is spliced from 2 exons. Gene Ontology annotation, cellular component: membrane. The coding region runs from base 297 to 734 and encodes 145 amino acids. The record is from RefSeq and is a predicted model, not a curated record.